Messenger RNA from Symphalangus syndactylus (siamang), 1968 nucleotides. It is a transcript of the gene DDX49, whose product is annotated as DEAD-box helicase 49. The record is from RefSeq and is a predicted model, not a curated record. Gene Ontology annotation, cellular component: cytosol. Gene Ontology annotation, molecular function: RNA helicase activity; nucleic acid binding; ATP binding. NCBI's taxonomy places the organism in Eukaryota, Metazoa, Chordata, Mammalia, Primates, Hylobatidae.
AUCUCGGGAAUUGUAGUGUGUUUCUGCAAGCCAAUGGGAUCCGGGGAAACAUGAUAAGGAUGCGGUCGAGGCUGGGAAUGAGCUGGAGAGGGUGGGACCACGCAGGAGGCAGAUCCAAUAAACAGGAAGAUUUUUCUCGUGACGCCGUCGGCGCGCGCCGGAAGCGCGGAUCACACGGGCCCCUACACGGCUGGCCACAAGGAUGGCAGGUUUUGCAGAGCUCGGGCUGUCAUCGUGGCUCGUGGAACAAUGUCGGCAGCUGGGUUUGAAGCAGCCCACGCCCGUGCAGCUCGGCUGCAUCCCCGCCAUCCUGGAGGGUCGAGACUGCUUGGGCUGUGCCAAGACAGGCAGUGGGAAGACAGCAGCGUUUGUCCUUCCCAUCUUGCAGAAGCUGUCUGAGGAUCCCUAUGGCAUCUUCUGCCUUGUCCUGACACCCACCAGGGAGCUGGCCUACCAGAUCGCAGAGCAGUUCCGGGUCCUGGGGAAGCCUCUAGGGCUGAAAGACUGCAUCAUCGUCGGUGGCAUGGACAUGGUGGCCCAGGCUCUGGAGCUCUCUCGGAAACCGCAUGUGGUCAUCGCCACGCCGGGGCGCCUGGCAGAUCACCUGCGCAGCUCCAACACUUUCAGUAUAAAGAAGAUCCGCUUCCUGGUGAUGGAUGAGGCAGACCGGCUGCUGGAACAGGGCUGCACUGACUUCACCGUGGACCUGGAGGCCAUCCUGGCGGCCGUGCCGGCCCGCAGACAGACGCUGCUGUUCAGCGCCACGCUGACCGACACACUCCGGGAGCUGCAGGGCCUAGCCACCAACCAGCCCUUCUUCUGGGAGGCACAGGCCCCGGUGAGCACCGUGGAGCAGCUGGACCAGCGCUACCUGCUGGUGCCUGAGAAGGUCAAGGAUGCCUACCUGGUCCACCUGAUCCAGCACUUCCAGGAUGAGCACGAGGACUGGUCCAUUAUCAUCUUCACCAACACAUGCAAGACCUGCCAGAUUCUGUGCAUGAUGCUGCGCAAAUUCAGCUUCCCCACUGUGGCUCUGCACUCCAUGAUGAAGCAGAAAGAACGCUUUGCCGCCCUAGCCAAGUUCAAGUCCAGCAUCUACCGGAUCCUGAUCGCAACAGACGUGGCCUCCCGGGGCCUGGACAUCCCUACGGUACAGGUGGUCAUCAACCACAACACCCCCGGGCUCCCUAAGAUCUACAUCCACCGAGUCGGCCGGACGGCCCGUGCAGGGCGGCAGGGUCAGGCCAUCACGCUGGUGACACAGUACGACAUCCACCUGGUGCACGCCAUUGAGGAGCAGAUCAAGAAGAAGCUAGAAGAGUUCUCCGUGGAAGAGGCCAAGGUGCUACAGAUCCUCACACAGGUCAACGUGGUGCGAAGGGAGUGUGAGAUCAAACUGGAAGCGGCCCACUUUGAUGAAAAGAAGGAGAUCAACAAACGGAAGCAGCUGAUCCUGGAGGGGAAGGACCCUGACCUGGAGGCCAAGCGCAAGGCCGAGCUGGCCAAGAUCAAGCAGAAGAACCGGCGCUUCAAGGAGAAGGUGGAGGAGACGCUGAAGCGACAGAAGGCUGGCAAGGCUGGCCACAAGGGGCGUCCACCCAGGACCCCACCUGGGUCCCACUCAGGCCCAGUCCCCUCCCAGGGCCCGGCCUGAGCCCCACAUGGCCAUCUGCCGAGUCCUGGACUCUUCCAUGGAGCUGAGGGUUGGAGGAAACUUCCUUGGGGGCAGCAGCCCUUCCCGGGGGCCUACCCAGUGCCCCGCAGCGGAACCCAUGGGCGCUCAUGUUGUGCGGGCCCCGCUCCUCUGCCCUGAAACCACUGGCUGGCCCCUUCCCUGAGCCUUGGCCAAGAUUCAGGCUGCAGGGGAAGAAAGAACAUGACCGGGAGGUUGUGACCCCAACCCAAGGUCACCCCCCAGGGGUGCCGCAUACAGGAGGUGCUCAAUAAAUGGGUCUUUUGACUUCCUCA